ACACUUUAUAAAAGUAAAAAUGGACACACAACAUACUUGAAAUGUCCCUCUGUAGACUAUUUAGAUCGCAAAAUAUUGGCCUAUCGAUUCCUAGGCGCGGAAUCGAUGAACUCUGGAAGGGAGGAUAUUUGGAUCCAAAUACGCCUUUUCGCGUAAAAGAAAAGCUUUCGGUGACCGGUUAUGCGUGGCCUUCCUACUUGCUUCGGUUAAAGAGUUUUGAAGACCUUCGCAGUUUAUACUUUGCUUGCCUCAAAGAGAAGAACCUUUUGCUAGGAGAAAGAUGGGCUGCUCUUCAGCAUGGAGUAAAACCACCAAAAUAUGGGCGUUUAAAAAAGGUCAAGCUGACGAUGAAGAGAAUAUUAGGAGUAGUUACUCGCCGAGAAAUCCAUCAGCAGUGUAUAAGAGCCAAGGAAAUUCUGAAAGCGCAACAAGAGAAGGAAAAAUAUGAAACUAGAGCGUUCCAACUGAAAGAACUGAGAAACGAACUUCAGUACAAAGUCAAGAGGAUGGGAACUAGCGAAUCUCUUGCCAAGGUCGGCUGGAUAAAUACACUUUCACGCAUAGAUGCUGAGCUAGAGGAUAUAGAGCUAAAAUUGCAACCUCUUAGAAAGGAGACCUUGCAACUUAGAACACCAGACUGGAGAUUUGAGAAAAAAUAUUCGGACUUACCCGGACGGAUUACUUGGAACAAAGACUAUAUCCCUGCCAUUAGACGUAAUUUACGUAGACCAUUUAAAUUUUACUAGC
This is a messenger RNA of Theileria equi strain WA, 747 nucleotides long. Its product is annotated as mitochondrial 39-S ribosomal protein L47 MRP-L47 domain-containing protein. Bases 42 to 746 code for a protein of 234 amino acids. Gene Ontology annotation, biological process: mitochondrial translation. Gene Ontology annotation, molecular function: structural constituent of ribosome. Gene Ontology annotation, cellular component: mitochondrial ribosome; mitochondrial large ribosomal subunit. The record is from RefSeq and is a predicted model, not a curated record. NCBI's taxonomy places the organism in Eukaryota, Apicomplexa, Aconoidasida, Piroplasmida, Theileriidae. The transcript is spliced from 4 exons.